AUGAACGCUAUCAGCACUGGCGUCUUUACUUCCGAUUUGGCUAAUAUCGAACCUGGACCCCUUAGCCAUUCUAGAUGGCUUACAACAGCAAAUCGAAUUCUAAGAUUAUAUGCUACUAAAACAGACCCCCUAGAAAACUUAAUGAUAUUAGCCACAUACGUGAUGAAAGUUUAUGGUCCGAUGUGGUUCACUAUAAAGUGUAAUCCAUCAUGCAUAAAUGGAGCUAAGCACCUGUGGCAAACGAUUAGCCUGACUCGCUAUUUGAGCGCGGAUUUGAAGAUAGUCAUUGAUAAGGUACUCAUACGAAAUGGAUAUUUCGGGCACCCAGAAAAUAUUCUUAUUGCUAUGCUUGGAGAUGACAGAGAAAUCAUUCGAGAACUAGCAUGUCAACAAAUUUUGAAAGCUAGAGCAGAGAAUGAUCAAGGACUUCGAACGUUCAAAGUGCCUCCUUUAAAUUUCGAUGCUGAAGAUUAUACCGACCUCAUUAAGUGGCAAGACUGUAAAAUAACUGAGCCACCUCUGACUUACAAUUUAUCUGAUGAAUUCUUGAAAGAGAUUGUCAAAUGCGGUUUGAGAACAUGUCAGAGUAUAAAAGAUUUCCCAUGCCACACCCAAGCCGUAGAGCGCUGCAUAAAAUUGGUGACUGAAGCUUCAAGUGCAUAA
Molecule: messenger RNA, 663 nt
Organism: Parnassius apollo (apollo)
Lineage: Eukaryota; Metazoa; Arthropoda; Insecta; Lepidoptera; Papilionidae
Source: the annotation of a GenBank genome assembly